GAGAGUUUGGAAGCCAAAAGCUGCAGGUGACUCAGGUGCCUGCGGGAGUUUCGGGAGAAGGAGGCAUUCAUCCCAGAACUGAAUCUAGAGCCCUUAACCCUCUAAGAACCUAGGAAUCCACGCAGCCCGGACUAUUUCAUUCAACUGUCCCCGGAACACAGUCGGCAGGUCCAUGGCUGGCAGGCCUGUGCCCCCCGGACGCCAGGAGGAGGAAACUACCAAAGACCCUGGGCUGAAACUAUCACCGGUGAGGCCUCCAGGCCACCUGCCCAGUAUUGAUGAGGCCCGACUAGCAAGUCUGGGCCCGUCCUCCCGCCGUGGCUCUGUGCUGGGCCCAGCCUCCUCCUUCUCACGUCGCAACUCGCUGGCAGGACCCCUAGCAGGUCCUGGGGGUCGGCGACCAUCUCUGGGCCCAGUGCCUCCUCUGGGUUCAAGGGUUAGCUUCUCGGGGUUGCCCCUGGCCCCCCUCCGUCGGCUGGCGCCCUCCUACCGCAUGGAGCCCGCGCCCGGGGAGCGCUGGGAGGCCAGCCGCAUGCAGCACUCGAUGGAAGCUACGCUGGCCGCCCGGCUGGGCAACGCGCACUACGCGGAUGCCGAGGCGGGGCCUCUGGCUCGUGAGCUGUGCGAGCUGGUGCGUGUGCGCCUGCGUGAACUCUGUCCCCCGCGCUACAAGCUCGUGUGCAAUGUGGUGCUAGGGCCCCGCGCUGGCCAGGGUGUGCACGUCGUCAGCCGUGCGCUCUGGGACACCGAGCACGACGGGCUGGCCUCCGCUGCCUUCACCAAUGCCUCCCUCUUCGCCGUGGCUGUAGUGCACGGGCUCUACUGUGAGUGAGGAGGCCUCCCAGUU
Messenger RNA from Mustela erminea (ermine), 847 nucleotides. RefSeq names its product Tctex1 domain containing 4 (gene DYNLT4). The record is from RefSeq and is a predicted model, not a curated record. Gene Ontology annotation, biological process: microtubule-based movement. The transcript is spliced from 3 exons. Gene Ontology annotation, molecular function: dynein intermediate chain binding. NCBI's taxonomy places the organism in Eukaryota, Metazoa, Chordata, Mammalia, Carnivora, Mustelidae. Gene Ontology annotation, cellular component: cytoplasm; cytoplasmic dynein complex. Bases 173 to 832 code for a protein of 219 amino acids.